Messenger RNA from Salvia splendens (bonfire salvia), 2691 nucleotides. RefSeq names its product serine/threonine-protein kinase STY46. Gene Ontology annotation, biological process: protein phosphorylation. Gene Ontology annotation, molecular function: protein serine/threonine kinase activity; ATP binding. Bases 919 to 2361 code for a protein of 480 amino acids. The record is from RefSeq and is a predicted model, not a curated record. Lineage: Eukaryota; Viridiplantae; Streptophyta; Magnoliopsida; Lamiales; Lamiaceae. The transcript has 16 exons.
ACCGCUCUACUAUUUGUUUCGAUUGCUUUGCAUUUUUUUGUCAAUGCAGUAUGUAUAAUUUGAGAUUUUGGAAAACGAUCUUCUCUUUAUGUUUUCAAUAUAUGUAUUUAUAGGUGUGUUAUGUGUUUAGUGUGUAUAAUAUGUAAGCAUACUUGCUAAAUUUUAUUCAAACACAUGCUUUGACAUUGAGCUCGGAGGUAGGGAUUUCAGUUGUAUGAGGUAGUGUUUGACUCUUCUAGAGUUUGAUGUUCUGUUCCACUUUUUAGGUACUUGAUUGAUUAUGUUAUUGUUAAUCUGGUGCUGUGACUUAAGGGUGUGUUUGGUUUGUCUUAUAACAUCAGUUAGUGUGUGUUAAAUGGAGUUAUCAGAUGUUUGGUUUGGCAUUUAUAGUUUUCGACAGGCCCAAGUUAAAGAGAGAGGCCCGCCUUAAAUGUUCAGAUAGUGCCAUUUAGCAUAUCUUCCAAAAUUGGUCUGAUACAUAUCUGACUUGUUCAUAUUGAUUGGAAAUUUCCCCAAUUAACCCCAAGCCUGCGAUUUUUCUUGCCCAACAAUUCAAUUUGACGACAUUUUCGCUCCUCUUCCUUCUUCGCGUCGGAGAAGACUGACCCAAGGAGAAAGCUCGCUAAUUCCGGCAAUGGCGGCAAUUUUCAGUUGACGAGAAAUUGCUGAAUUUCUUCCCCAUUGCUGAAUUGCUGAAUUUCGAGCUUACCUCCUUCGAGAAAACGUGGUGCUUGGCUUUGAGAAAGAGUUUCAACCGAUGAAUGGUGAAGAUGCAACCGCUUGUGUUAAAAAAUGGGUGAAACAUAAAAAUUUCAUGGGCAAAAAUGUCUUUUUCAUAUCUCACUUUUGCUAAAUGGGAAACCAAACAUCAAAUACCAAAUAUCAAGAAAUGAUAAAUGUUAUGGACUGGAUAUCAAUAUGGAAAAAGUGGAAGAUGUGUUGUUACAUCAAAAGCUUCUUGCUAGUGCAAAGGAUCCUGACAAUCGACCUGUUUUCCACAUCCGUUUACUAGAGCAUGCUUGCACUAGAGAUGAUGAUUUUGAAGGGGAACAAAUUUCAAGUGCUCUUCCUGCCUCAUUUCCACAUUAUACUAAUAAUGGUGUCCACUCGUCAAAUGAAAGGAAUUCUGGGGGUGACUGUGAGACUUGUUCUAGGCUUGAGGAUCUGAAUCUGGAUGUUAGGAAGGAUUCUAAUGACGUGAACAAGGAAAUUUCUCCUGAAGGUUUUGUGCAAAGGGAGGAAGCAUCAUGCUUACCAAUUCAUGAGAUAAUAUUUUCAACACUUGACAAACCAAAACUUCUCAGUCAGCUAUCUGCUUUGCUCUCUGAUGCUGGACUAAAUAUCCGUGAAGCUCAUGUUUUUUCCACAACAGAUGGCUACUCCUUGGACGUAUUUGUUGUUGAUGGAUGGCAUUCUGAGGAUACGGAAGGAUUAUACAACAUGAUGAGGAAAGCAAUUGCUGAGAGUGAGGGAUCAUGGUCUGGUUCUUCACGAUCUCAAUCAAUUUUGGAGAAAGCCAUUGCUGCACAAAGAAAUUCUGAAGAUUGGGAAAUCGAUUGGCGAUUGUUGAAGAUAGGGGGAAAAAUUGCAUCUGGAUCAUGUGGAGAUCUGUAUCGCGGAGUAUAUCUUUGUGAAGAUUGUGCUGUCAAGGUACUGAGAUCCGAGCAUUUGAAUAACUCUCUGGAGGCAGAGUUUGCACAGGAAGUUGCUAUUCUAAGACAGGUACAGCACGACAAUGUUGUACGUUUCGUUGGUGCUUGCACAAAGUUGCCACAUUUAUGCAUAGUGACAGAGUACAUGCCCAGAGGGAGCCUUUAUGAAUAUUUGCAUAAAAAUCAUCCCUCGUUGAAGCUCCCACAGUUGUUGAAAUUCGCAAUUGAUGUCUGCAAAGGAAUGGAGUACCUACACCAGAAGGAUGUUAUUCACAGGGAUCUGAAAACUGCAAAUUUGCUUAUGGAUUCUUUCAGUGUUGUUAAAGUGGCAGAUUUUGGAGUUGCUCGGUUCCAGAACAAUGGCGGGGUUAUGACUGCAGAAACUGGAACAUACCGAUGGAUGGCACCUGAGGUGAUAAACCAUGAACCGUAUGACCAAAAAGCAGAUGUUUUCAGUUUUGCCAUUGUUCUUUGGGAGCUUGUGACAGCCAAGGUACCUUAUGAUAACAUGACUCCUCUACAAGCUGCCUUAGGAGUGAGACAGGGACUUCGACCGGAACUCCCAACGAAUGCACAUCCGAAAAUAAUAAGCCUGAUGCAGAGAUGUUGGGAAGCCGUUCCUAGCGAGCGGCCUUCAUUCAGCGAGAUCAGAAUCGAGCUGGAGGCACUCCAGCAGGAAGUAAAUGUGUGUGCAACAAAUUCAUGCUAAAACUCUUGAACAACACAACCUCAUUGAUGAAUGAUAGUAUAUUGCCAAUUUUGCUGGAUGCACCUAAUGGCUGCUAACAAUCAACAUACAGUGGACGUGGUUCGAUACUAACGAGUGAGUGCUUCUCUAAUUCUCCUCAUCGAUUAUUGAUACGACUAUAGAGGUAAAUGGAGGAACAUAAGUAUAUUUGUAAUAUAGAUCAUAGUUAGUAUGAUGCAGUUUUUUGGUAGGAAGCUAACACCAAUUUCUGUACCUGUAAUAUAGAUCAUAAGUGAGUGGUUUCCACGGUUUCAGGAAUGCAAAUAUAUCCAAAUUGGUAUUUCACAAAAA